AUGGCAGGAGAACAGAAACCAUCCUGCAAUCUUCUAGAGCAGUUUAUUUUACUGGCCAAAGGUACAAGUGGCUCAGCCCUGACUGCUCUUAUAAAUCAAGUGCUGGAGGCUCCUGGGGUUUAUGUCUUUGGAGAGCUGUUGGAGUUAACAAAUGUGCAAGAGCUUGCUGAAGGCUCUAAUGCUGCUCCAGCUGCUCUGCUGACCCUGUUUGCGUACGGAACGUACCCAGACUAUGUAGCAAACAAAGAUAACCUGCCUGAAUUAACAGUGACUCAGAAAAACAAGCUGAAACACUUGACGAUCGUCAGCUUGGCUUCCCGCAUGAAGUGCAUUCCCUAUUCUGUGUUGCUGAAGGACCUGGAUAUGAGGAAUCUGAGGGAGCUGGAAGAUCUGAUCAUUGAAGCAGUUUACACAGAUAUUAUCCAAGGGAAGUUGGAUCAGCGAAACCAGGUGCUAGAGGUGGAUUUCUGUAUCGGCAGAGACAUUCAGAAGAAGGACAUCAGUAACAUUGUCAAAACACUCCAGGAAUGGUGUGAUGGUUGUGAAGCAGUUCUUCUGGGCAUUGAGCAGCAAGUGCUUAGAGCCAACCAGUACAAGGAGAACCAUCAUCGAACUCAACAGCAUGUAGAGAUGGAG
Messenger RNA from Acanthisitta chloris (rifleman), 636 nucleotides. Its product is annotated as COP9 signalosome complex subunit 7b-like. Gene Ontology annotation, biological process: COP9 signalosome assembly. Lineage: Eukaryota; Metazoa; Chordata; Aves; Passeriformes; Acanthisittidae. The record is from RefSeq and is a predicted model, not a curated record. Gene Ontology annotation, cellular component: COP9 signalosome.